AUGGAGCAAAUCGACCCUGCGACCGGCGCUCCCCUCCCCGCCGAUGCGAUCCAGCGCAUUCUCUUCAUUGCCUCGGGUGCCCAUGUCUACAACAUCCCGCCCAUGACCUCGAACAAGGGCUACACCGCCGCCGGCUGGACCGAACGCCAAAUCUUCACCGCCCGCCUUCGCGUCCUCGAGACCGCCUGGGAGACCACCGCCGCCGCCACACCGACCCCCGUCGGCGUCGGCAGCGCAGUGAUUCCCGUCGCACCGGGCGCCCCCGCCGGCAUCACGAACAAGGAGAACCAUAUCAAGGUCGACAUCGUUCUCGAGGACCCCUCCAACGGUCAGCUCUUCGCCGCCGCCCCCUACACCUCCAUCUCCGUCGUCGAGCCCGUCCUCGACUCGUCGCGCUUCUUCGCCGUGCGUGUCAUGGACGGUCAGGGCCGCAAGGCCGUGCUGGGCGUCGGCUUCGAGGAGCGCAGCGAGGCUUUUGACUUUGGCGUCGCCCUGCAGGAGGCGCAGAAGAGCUUGGGCCUGCUGGACGCGAGCCACGCCAAGCAGGCGGCGGAGAACAGCAAGCGCGCCGAGGAGGAGAAGAACAAGGACUACAGCCUGAAGGAGGGCGAGACUAUCACCAUCAACUUUGGCGGCUCCAAGAUCGGUCGCCGGUCGAGGCCCGAGACCAACGCCAACGGCGCCGCGGCAGCGUCGGGCGCGGGCCUACAGGCCUUCUCGCUGCCGCCGCCCCCGAGCGCGCCCAAGGGUGGCAACAGCUUCCUGCCGCCGCCGCCGACUGCCUCCAAUGUUCGCGAGCAGAAGCGGGAGAAGAGGAGAUCGGCGCAGGACCUGGGGUUUGAUGAUGGUCAGUUUGGCGAGUUCGCGUAG
Molecule: messenger RNA, 870 nt
Organism: Colletotrichum graminicola M1.001
Lineage: Eukaryota; Fungi; Ascomycota; Sordariomycetes; Glomerellales; Glomerellaceae
Exons: 1
Coding region: 1-870 (289 amino acids)
Biological process (GO): endocytosis
Cellular component (GO): membrane; clathrin vesicle coat
Source: RefSeq, a predicted model, not a curated record